UGCAUGAGAUGUAAUAAUUCAUCUGGAGCAGCAGCCCAUUCAGCCCUUCCCCUUUUCUCUACGUCACAUCUUCCCUGUGCAGCCUCUACGGGUUGCUAUGACGACGGCGUUGCAACUUGUCUCUAAAGGCAUUUUCCUAAUGAACGCUGUCGACCAGAAAGACAACUCACCACGAUAGAUAGCAGCAGUUGUUUGUGAAUGGUGUUUUUUUCUGAUAUGGGAAUAGGAAUUCAAACCCGUUUAAAAUGCUACAGGAUCCCAGAUGUCUUCCUUUUAGUGAGUGAAGUCUGGUAACGGCAGUUCGCAAGGUUUCUAACAAAACAAGUGUAUCACCAUGAAGCUCAUGAGCUAACUACAUAAUGGCGACCUUAAAAGAAGUGGCUCACACAACUGUGGAUGGAUCAGACAAUAAUCUUCCAACACAGGAGGAUCCAGUUGGGGAUCAGACAAAAGAAAGGAGACAUGUCGAUUCACUUCUAGAUAUUAGUGAGGAGGACUCCAUGAAAGAACAGGAGCCAUAUGAGUAUCAUUGUUACUCUGGCUGGGAAGAAGCUGUUCAUGGUUGGGCCAGAGUUGCUCCACUGAGCUGCAUACUUUUGACUCAGAAGAGGUUCAGGAAACCAAUGCAUAAAGAGGCUGACAACCCAUCCCCCUUGUCUGUUGAUCCAACAAACCCUGAUGGAGACAGCUCAGCCAGCAUAGGACAGCACUGCUGCGAGUCUCAUGUGGGCCCACAUAACAGCUUAAAGAAAUCCAUGCAAUUAAACCAGCACACGGGAUCCUGGGGUAACACUGAUGUAGCAGCGCAACCGAAAGACACCUCAGAAGGGCCUGUCUUCAAUGCUAUGCAGAAAAUCACAUCAAAUCUCCUUAAAGAAAAGAUAGGGGAGGAAGGGAUGCUCAGAGAGACCCCUUUGCAGCCUCACUAUCUCCCCUCAAAAUACUCUGAGAACAGGCCCACUAAGCCUGAGAAACACAGGCAUAGGCCUAAUAAUACAAUGGUUCCCAUUAAAAACUUCACAUUUUUACCACCAAUUAAAUCACCAAACCUGAGUCGUCAAAAAGUCAUCCAGCUCUGCAGUGGCAAGAUGGCUCCAGAAGGAGAACCCAUAGAGGAAAAUGAUUUCAUGUUUGAUAAGAAGAGCGGGACAAGAGGAAGAAGAGUGGACCCUAUUACUAACCCAGAGCUUCCCAUGUACUCUACAGCCUUGACCUCCAAGUACCAGGCAUGUCAGCGUAACCUCCACUUGUUCUCUGCUGUGCGUGUUUCUAUCCCCAAGAGGUAUCAAGUACCGAUGUCUUCCAAAUCUGACACGCUGCACCGCUACUCAAUGGGCAAGAGCCUCACGCAGGCCGUCCACUCCAACACUGCAGCAGGUGCACAAGACCAUAUGCACCCCAGCAAGACUGUGUGUAUGUAGUAUGCUAUCAUCUUAUCAUCUUAAACUCUCAGGUUCUACCAAGUAAAAACAUGUUUCAUCUUAUUUUGUAUUGUGCAUGUCUUUGCCUUCCCAACAUCAUACAGUGUUUCCAUCAAAAUAGUUAGUUUAUAGAAUAAAUCAAGGUAUGUGACAUAAAAGUAACUCAUUGCAGAGUUAAUUCAUUUAGUUUAGUGUUCACUCAGUUCAGUCUGGCAUAAUAUUUCAGAACAUUCUAACCAUAACAAUAUCAGUCAGGGGGACAGAGCACCGAGGCUCUUUAUGCCAUGGGCCUUUGUUUUGUUCUGACCAGUUCCCACAAGUGCUUUUUCAGCUGUUCUAGUUACCUAGCAACGGUGCAACUACCUCAUAAGAAGCAUAGCAGUGCGCAGCCUCACACAUACUACAAUGUAAACCACAGCCACAAGCUCCAACUCUGAUAGAAGUGUCGCACUGUAGCCUGUGACUAAACGUGAUGAUGAUAUAAACCGUUGCCAAACUGCAUCUGAUCUGUCAAAUUUAAUCAUAUACAACUUUAGUUUUCUAUGAGUCAGUGAUGUAAAUCAGUGCACUAUAUCAAUGCAGCCUUAUGCUGAGAUCAGUAAUCCUUGUGUAUGUUGUGUUGAUCUCUAAAGGCCAGCCAAUCACUGCAACAUUAUUUCCAACUGGGAUGAUCUUGUUACUUUGCUUUAUCAUACUAUCUUUGUCAUUUAGCUGCCAUGUAAAAUAAAAUAAUUAUCCACUUCCUGGGAUUAUUAAUCAAAAGAGCUGCAGCAGUAACCUAAUUAGACAAACUUGUGUUGUACAUUAAUGCGCAUGUAAAAUUAAAUGGUUACUUCUAAUCAAUUUGUAAAGAGUUGCUAUUUCCAGCACAAGCCAGAAUUCAGCAUGUCUAUAUUGGGUAAGCUGUAACAGUAUCAAGGCAAAAGACACAUACAGUUUUGGGUUGUUCUAUAAUAAAAACAAACAAGUACAAUUAAAGUAAAUUAACGACCAAGUCUUCUUUAAUUCAGCUAGUACAGGGGAACAAAAUGUAUUGCACAUUGAAGAACCAAUACAUCGGUGCCAUUCCUUCCACUAUGGUGAACAGAACUGUAGUGAAGGUGCAAGGUGACGGAGUUUUUGU
This is a messenger RNA of Etheostoma spectabile (orangethroat darter), 2544 nucleotides long. RefSeq names its product chromosome 1 C16orf46 homolog (gene c1h16orf46). NCBI's taxonomy places the organism in Eukaryota, Metazoa, Chordata, Actinopteri, Perciformes, Percidae. Bases 360 to 1421 code for a protein of 353 amino acids. The transcript is spliced from 3 exons. The record is from RefSeq and is a predicted model, not a curated record.